UAAAUCCACGUCGCAUCACUAUUGACUGCAGCCUACCGGAAAGUGAUCAAAGUGUUGAAAGACUACCGAGAUGUAUGUGAUGACAAGGGAUCUUCAUCCAUGUUGAAAAAUCAAAGUGAAAUGAACUAUAUUUCGACUUUUCUUGCGCCUACGAUCAAGAAGCUUUUCAAAGGAUAUGAUAACAUUGAAUUCAUGUGGAGUGAUACAGCUCUUGCUGCAUCGAAAGAAGAAGAAUAUGCUGCACAAACGGAUGAUGAUACCAGAUCGAAAGGAAGAAUUCCUGAUGGAGUGUUUACUUUGAAAGAUUAUUACAUGGAUUUUUCACUCGUCGAGAUCAGUGGACCUCCCAACACCAACAACCAUCAGCAUCAUAUUGGGGACCGGAAUAAGCUGGCAAAAACUUUAAACAACAGUUGAAGUACAAUCACCGACGGAGAUGACGAUCCAAUAAAAGCCAGACCAGUCGGCCAACAGAGGACUCUAGAAAGUCCAAUUGCUCAACCCUUAGAGCCAAUCCUUAUCCCGAAGUUACGGAUCUAUUUUGCCGACUUCCCUUAACUACAUUGCUCUAUCAACUAGAGGCUUUACACCUUGAAUAC
This is a messenger RNA of Zychaea mexicana, 599 nucleotides long. RefSeq lists its product as uncharacterized. The transcript has 3 exons. Bases 100 to 417 code for a protein of 105 amino acids. NCBI's taxonomy places the organism in Eukaryota, Fungi, Mucoromycota, Mucoromycetes, Mucorales, Lichtheimiaceae. The record is from RefSeq and is a predicted model, not a curated record.